Molecule: messenger RNA, 2259 nt
Organism: Dreissena polymorpha
Lineage: Eukaryota; Metazoa; Mollusca; Bivalvia; Myida; Dreissenidae
Exons: 7
Coding region: 243-572 (109 amino acids)
Source: RefSeq, a predicted model, not a curated record
AACAUCUGUGUGUGGUUGUAUUAAUAUUUUCAUGUGUUGGCCUUGUUUUGACAGAAAGUACAGACAACUGUCAAAAGGUUGAAGUAGGGAUCGCACAUAAGCUGUUUAUGUUUCUGUUUAAGUGGAGUGCACAAGAAUUAGCAUCAGUCACAUGUGACAAAUAGUGAACUUUGAUAGGCCAGUGUAGAGGUAUAAGCGUGUUCGAUUGCUCAGUUGGGCAGUCAUUUAGAGGCUUUUACAACAUGUCUUCAAAUGCCGACCCUACACAGGUCACUCUCACAAUAAUAACAUUCGAUGAGACACUUGCCGGCGAGUACUGUUGUUCAAAGGAAAGCAAGAAAGAGUCCACGUGUCAAUGCGUCCAAAAAGCAGAACCACUUACGCCGAAACCAGCACCUUCUGCAGAAGCCCCUACUGCACCUGAAGUCACACAGACACAAGCCACAUUAAAUGGAACGCAAUUAGACAUACUUACGAAUUCCACUGGAAUGCAAUUAGGUCUUUAUAAUUGGGCUUUGACAACAUGUGUACCCAUCUUCUUUCAACUUUGUUGGAUGGACAUUGCUUACUGAAGAAAUCGCUCGCACGGAUUCCUGCGGACCAACGAAUGUUUAAACAACAUUGUAUACAUCUUAUGUGUGUGCCACGGUUGAAGAUUGUUAAGUGAAUAACACUUUAUUAACUUUUAUUGACAUGAAUGACUGUAGUGCAUUUAUUUCAGUUAGAAGUAUAAGCAGAAUAAAAAUAAUUUUGUGAUAACAAAAGAAAAUUUCAAGCAAACAAGUUUUUACCCAAUGUGCAACGUAAGGGAUUACUACGCAAACACAUUUGUACUAAAUUUCAAUUGGUAACACAAUACGUUAUAUGCCGUAUCGUUUAGCUAAAAAUUAACUAUGUAUACAACCGCUAAAAUAUAUGUCUACAGGUUCAAAUUAUUCCUACAUGCAACGUACAUGCACCUGCGAGAGUAUUAAGUCUAAAUAAGAUUAAAUAACUCGUACAAACACGUCACUGUUUAUGAACAUGUCUUAGGUACUAAACAUGUUUCGGCCAUAGCCUUCAUCAAUAGUACUUUAAUAUAAACAAAUACAAAGGAAGUGACGUCAACGUCAUACAAUAACGUAACGUCGUUUAGCGGAAACAAAUAUAUAUAGUACAUAAUACUACAUAAUACAUAGUACAAAGAUGGAUCAGUGAUGAUACAACAGUCUAUUAGUAAUAAUAUAAUUGAAAACAAAAAUUCUUUUUUUUUAUAGAGUAUUAAGUCGUUAUUUAGGCGUAUUUAUUCGCAUGCAGGCGUUCAUUUAUUUGAUUCAGGGUAAAACAUGAGCCCACGGUAUACUAAGCAGAUUCUCAUGUUAGCUAAUAUUUAACAUAACACUUAUUAUUUGAACAGACCAGUUCUGAUUAUUUGAAUGAAACGAUAAAGUUCUUCAAAUGAAAUUGUAUUUGCAUAGUAUGAUUCAGUUAACCUUACCACAUGCAUAUUAAAACGUAUGAAUUUACUCUCUUAAAGUGUAUGUUCAGAAUGAACUUGCACUUGUACCUAUGCAAGUAUUUUUAUUGAAAUGCGCGCAAACAGAGGAUUGUGCCUGUGGGCGUAUGUUGAUGCAUGUAGGUUUAACUCAUAACUGAAACUACGUCAUAAGAUAAGGUCUUAUACCAUAACGCAUUUCAUGUGAAAUUAAGCUUCGAGUUUCGUAUAUAAUUGUCUUUUUAAUAGUUAAUAUACAUAAACAUGCUUACAUUUAAAACAUGUUUGGCGUGUUAAUUUGUAAUUCCUUGCGAUCGAUUUUGUAGAAAUAUAAUGUAUUUUCUUUUGCUCAUUUUUUUACAGAAAACUGACAUUUAAAAUUCAUAUAACACUGCUUUUCUUUUUUAUAAGGUACAAUUUGCCUCCGUUUUUUUAAUGUAUUUUUGUUUGUUUUUAUUAAUUUUUUGCAAUCUAUUUUCAAUUUGUUUUGUUGCAUUAUGAUUGCUAUCAUUGUUUAAGUCAUAUUUCUUUAAGGAAAAGGCCAUUAUAGUCAAAUUUUCAAAAUCUGCUUAUUACGUUUGAAUGAUUUAAUUUAAACGAUGCAGACGCUCAGGCGACAAUUUGCACAUGUAGGGAAAGUCUUCCUAAUUGAAAACAUCAUUGCCAAAAUCUUGACACCAAGCCUGAUUGAAAUGAUUAAACAUUAUUAUUGAAUUCAGCUAGAAUAAAUUGAUAUGAUUUCAUGAACUUGUAUGCGCCAUUCUUUCAUCGCAUAGCUUGAAAUA